Molecule: messenger RNA, 643 nt
Organism: Pecten maximus
Lineage: Eukaryota; Metazoa; Mollusca; Bivalvia; Pectinida; Pectinidae
Product: serine protease inhibitor Cvsi-1-like
Exons: 3
Coding region: 71-427 (118 amino acids)
Source: RefSeq, a predicted model, not a curated record
AAGCCUAUAAAAGACGGGGGACAUCCAGUCACCGUACGACUGGUAUUCUAACAAGGACCCAUCAGACACCAUGAAUACUCUUACCUGCUUGGUUUUGGCAGCAUGUGUGGCCCUCGCGGUCAGCGAACCUUGCACCGAUGCUAACUCAUGCACGGACACGACUUGUAAUACAGGAACGAAAGAAUGUGUCGCAAUUCAAGGUCAGCACCUGUGCACCUGUGUUCACAGCAACCAACACAACGUCGCCUGUACCGCCGUCGGCGACUGCACCACUGAUAGGAUAAGCUGUAACCAACACGGUCCUAACACACCGGUACACUGUGUGGACAGCUUUUGUAGGUGUGAGGGGCAAGGCCACAACCAUGGCAACCAUCAUCCUCCUGGGGGACACCAACCAGCCGCCGCAGGACAACACCACAACAACUAGGGUACAUACUCAACACCACAACUAAGGUACAUACUCAACACCACCACAACUAAGGUACAUACUCACAACCGCAACUAGGGUACAUUCUCAACACCACCACAACUAGGGUACAUAUUCAGCACCACCACAACUAGGGUACUUACUCAACACCACAACUAAGGAACAUACUCAACACCACCACAACUAAGGUACAUACUCACCACCGCAACUAGGGUA